UAGCAGUGAUUGUAUGCGAUGAGUAAGAUUGCGGGGAACUGCACAUAAUCCACGCGCAACAAUAAGCACUUACGUGCAAACCUGCCAGAUCCGAUGGAAGGUUCAGCAGAUGAAUUUGGGGGCAAUCCCCGAAGCCGGGAGCUUGCCGUAGGGUCGGAGGAUGACUUGCUAGCGCAGCAGGAAGCUUUCCUUGCGCAGCUACGCCGUCCAGCUGCCGGCGUAACUCGCGUCUCACGCGUUGGCGGCCCAGCCGCAGCCCCCGCAAGCACACAUGGCCCAGCCGGAAACGCUGCGAUGACCGGGUCAACUCCCAGCCAGCAGCCGUGCGGCAACCAUGGCCAGCCCAGCAACGCUGCAGCUGCUACUGCUCCUGCGGUGGUUGCUUCAGCCCCAGCUGCCGUACUCCGGGGCCAGGGUGGGGCCGGAGCCCGCGGUGUGCCUAGCGGCAGCGGUUACAGUGGCGGCGGAGGGGGCGCCCCGGGCCCCCACCCCGAGGGCGGCAUGCGCCGACCCGACCUGCGCGGCGAGACGGAGGAGCAGCUGAUGCGCAUGCAGGAGGAGUUCCAGCGGCACAGCAGCAUCCCCGCAGCUCGGGUCACUCGCAUCGGCCGCCCUGGAGGGGCAGCCGCUGCCGCUGCUGCUGCUGCUGCUGCCGCAGACGAGGGCAGCGGUGCUGCACCCGCUGCCCCCCGUGGGGCCGAGGCCGGGUUGGGGCCGG
This is a messenger RNA of Astrephomene gubernaculifera, 718 nucleotides long. Lineage: Eukaryota; Viridiplantae; Chlorophyta; Chlorophyceae; Chlamydomonadales; Astrephomenaceae. The record is from the annotation of a GenBank genome assembly.